AUGCGAAUUCGACAAGGUGAAGAGCCCAGAAAUCCUGAGGUGAAGAUGCUCGAAAUAUGGUGGCCUGAAGGCGACGAGUCACAAUUGCCGGGCAAUAAUUUUCAGGCAAGCAGUACUGACCACAAUCCUCAGCUGCUAUUCAAUGACGUGUCGUCAUACGCGAUGACCGUGCUACCACUCAUUGUAAACGCCCCAGCGGACUAG
Gongylonema pulchrum is the source of this 204-nucleotide messenger RNA. Lineage: Eukaryota; Metazoa; Nematoda; Chromadorea; Rhabditida; Gongylonematidae. The record is from the annotation of a GenBank genome assembly.